Molecule: messenger RNA, 1641 nt
Organism: Nicotiana attenuata
Lineage: Eukaryota; Viridiplantae; Streptophyta; Magnoliopsida; Solanales; Solanaceae
Exons: 4
Coding region: 1-1641 (546 amino acids)
Molecular function (GO): RNA-DNA hybrid ribonuclease activity; nucleic acid binding
Source: RefSeq, a predicted model, not a curated record
AUGCCUGUUCACUUACUUUCUGCUGUCUCCCCUCCUAAGACAGUAAUGAAACAGAUUGAGAAGUUGGCUGCUAAUUUCUUUUGGGGUUUGGAGAAGGACAAACACAAAUAUCAUUGGGCAUCCUGGGGUAAGCUGUGCAAACCUUCAUCGUGGAGCAACUUUCUUAUGGCCAAGUACUAUCAGAGAUCCCACCCAAUCUCUAAAAAGUGGGAUACUGGCCAAUCACAGGCUUGGAAAAGCCUCAUGACAAACAAAAAGGAGGCAGAACAACACAUCAGGUGGAGGCUUCAUUCUGGUGAGGUGAGCUUCUGGUGGGAUAAUUGGCUAGGUACUGCACCUUUAACUGCUCAUAGAACUGAAGGAGGCAAACCUGGAAAUUUCACCUGUGCCUCAGCCUGGGAAACCAUAAGAAGAAAGAAACAACAUCUGCUCUCUAACAAGAAGACAUGGCAUAAAAAGCUUCCUUUCAAAUGGUCCUUCUGUCUUUGGAGAGCCAUCAGAAAUAAAAUACCAACUGAUGAUAGGGUUGUUGCCUUUGGCAAUCCUACAGUCACAAGAUGUGCAUGUUGCAGUAGGCCUCAAGCUGAAACUGUUAAUCAUAUUUUUAGCACAGGCAAGAAUGUAGUGCAGCAACUGCUCCUAGAUACAACUCCUACCAUCAUCUAUUGGAAUCUAUGGAAGAACAGAUGUAAUGCCAAAUAUGGUGGUAGAGCCUCUUCUAUGAUCAGAGUCCUGUAUUCCAUUGACUCUGAUAUUCAUCUCCUGCUAAGGUCCUGCUAUCCUCACUUCAACUGGCCAUCUAAGUGGAUUGGUCUCUAUUCAAUGACUAAAAAUCUGCAGCAAACCAUCUCUAUUACCAAGGUAGUAUGGAGGACACCGCAGGACAACUUUGUGAAAAUCACUAGUGAUGGUACUGCUCUCAGUAAUCUGGGGAAAAUUAGAGCUGGCACCAUCAUAAGGGAUCAACAUGGUAACUUCAUUCAUGCUAUGGCCACCCCCCUUGGUGAAGGAACUAAUAAUCAAGCAGAAACUGAAGCUGCAAUUAUUGGUGUCCAGUGGUGUUUGGAAAAUGGUUAUACCAAAGAACAUUUAGAAGUUGAUUCUGCAUUGUUGAUUACUUGGAUCAAUAGCACUUCUGAACCUCCUUGGUCUCUUCAGAUGUUCAUACAAAAGUUGAAGGAUCUCAGUCAGCACUUUGAGGAAUUCAAAUGCUCUCAUGUCUAUAGGGAAGCCAAUUUCCCAGCUGAUUCAUUAUCAAAACUGAGCCAUGAACUUGAACACAUGUCACACUUCAACUGUGUGCAGGAACUGCCACCACACAUUAGAGGGCAGAUCAGACUUGAUCAGUUAGAUACCCUGCUUUCAGGCACAAAACCACAAAUAGGCUCCAAAUGUCCACUUAUAAUGCUUCCACAUCCAAUUCCUUUAAUGGCUAUGGCUAAAUUCAGGAGUCCACUACAACCUUCCCAACAGUCAAACAGUCCAUUAGUCCAAGUUAAGAACACUAUGAACAUGAUAGAGCACCAAUCUGUCACCAUGAAGGAGAAUAUUACAGCAGCAGUCUACACCAAUAACCACCUCUUUUCUGACUUCACUCCAGCAACAGUCUACAACAACAGUUUUGCAGGAACCCUUUCCUGA